Diaporthe batatas is the source of this 3388-nucleotide messenger RNA. RefSeq lists its product as uncharacterized. The transcript has a single exon. Bases 502 to 2658 code for a protein of 718 amino acids. NCBI's taxonomy places the organism in Eukaryota, Fungi, Ascomycota, Sordariomycetes, Diaporthales, Diaporthaceae. The record is from RefSeq and is a predicted model, not a curated record.
GACGGCAGGAGGUUAAGUGCCUACCUAGGUACACUGUGCCUGCCUGCCUGUCCUGUGGUGGGGCGGGCGCAUUUCGGCUCUGGCUGUCUGGACUCUGGACAGUCACGUCCACCACGUCCACCACGUCCACUACACCUCCCAUUGACCCCAAUUAGCUCGUUCCCCACAACAAACAGCCCCCGACCCCAUCGCCAAUCUUAGGGCCAGGACCAGACACGAACGGCAACCACUAACCACUGCUGCAACAACAACAAGACCUUCAGGAUCAACAAUACCAACCCCUCUCUCAGCAGAAAUCUGGCACCCAAACUCAUCCUCACACACGCCAUCACGCCAUCACGCCCCGCGCCAACACCCCAAUCCCCUAGCGACAACGCACGGGCAGCCUCGACCCCGUCCGACCCCGACGCCGACGCCGACGCCGACGCCGUCGCCUAGACCAACCACACCGACAACCCCCUGGCCGACUCCCUCACCAUCCGACAAGAUGCUGCCAACACGAUGAGGAAUUUACACACCUCCCGAUCCUCCUCUUCCAAAGAGCCCGCCUCGUCCUCAGGCAGGAUGCCCUACGACCGCUCCUCCACCGCCACACCAUCGUCCUCGACCACCUCCUCGCGCCAUCCUCCACCCCUCCACACCCCUUCCCUUGCAAAACGCCUGCCCGUCACCCCCAAGCUCGCCGGCAAACCAGCUCCCACCUCGGCCGCCUCCGCCUCCGCCUCCACCUCACAGCGACAGACCGUCACGCUUGCCACUCCUGUUCCCCGGAGGUCUGCUCGCCCCUCGUCUGUCGUCAGCCAUGCCAGCCAUGCCAGCCAUGCCACGACCACCGCCCUCCAGAGCAGCGCCACCCCGAGGUCUGGCUCCCGCCAGAGUCGCGUUACAAGUGCCAAUGCGUCGCCCUCCCCGGCAGACGCCGCCGCUGCCGAUCACUGGGAGACGAGGUCAGGCCUGGGCAUCUCGGGCACUGCUCUCGACUCCGAUGCUGGCACGGCGUCUCUGCAGAGGGGUGACCCGGCCGUCGCCCAGCGCGACUCAAAGUUCUUCUAUGCCAGCGAUGCCUCCAGAACCGCCCAGGCCGCUGCUCCUGGUCCCAGGCCCACGCCACCACAAAAGGGCCCGACCUUCUUUUAUGCCAAUGGCAACAAUCUGCCCCCCAGGCCUACUCCGCCCACCUCCGCCCCCUCCGCGCCCUUCUCGCCGCCGCUCGCCUCCACCGCCCCAGACUCCUCGGCCGUCAAGUUCAUGUACGCCAAUGGCUCUCCCGACCUCCAGCCCAGCUUGAUGAAGUCCGGACCUGGCUCCGCCCACUCCGCCCACUCCGCCCACUCCGUCAACCCCAGGGUGCCUGCCAGCAAGCACCCUGCUGGCCCGCAGUCACCAGCUCCGUCAUCACAGAGGAUGCCUUCACCGGCCAAGGCCACAGGCUACCCUCCUCCUCCCCCGCCGCCUCCGCCCCAGCCCCAGCCCCCGCUCCUGUCCCAGUCCUUGGCCGGCCCUUCGAUAGCGGAAAGGCGCAGCAUGCUCGCGUCCACGCCUCAGCUCGGCCGGGCCAACUCGAACGAUCUGAGGCGGGUCAGUGCAGAGGCUCCUCCCAGGACGACGUCCGGGCACUCGCGCUCUGGGAGCCUGGUGGCAGAUGCUCAACCUGUAACGCGGGCCGUGGCUUCGAGCCCGCCCGCCAGCUCGCCUUUGCCGUCGCCCUUGACCUUCUCAAACCCGGCAAUCUCCAUGGCGUCUGUGCUCGAGGCCGCCGAUGAGCUGGUCGGCAGUCAGGAUGAAAGCGACUCCGUGGUCUCGGGCCUGGCAAGCCCAAGGUCGGCCAGUGGCAACGACCCACUCAAUGAGCUGGUUGCCAACGCGAGGAGGGAGCGGAAGGUACAAGACCUGCAAAUAACGAAUGCGUCCCUGGAAGCUAUCAACCGGACGCUAGAACGGCAGCUGCGGAAACAGACCAACGAGCUGCGGCGCUACAAGCGGAUGACGAGGGCCGGUCGGCUCUCGUCCGCCAACACUGCCGCCUCGUCCCGCAUCCCCUCGACCUCCACGGCCAGUGAGGCCCCGGAAGGCCCCCUAAACAAACUCGGCCUGCCAGAUCUGAGCGAGGAGGAUUCUGGGACGGAGCCCGACGACGAGUCGCUAGGCGACUCGGAGUUGUCAGAGUCGGACUCUGGAGGGUCUGGGCACAGGAGCCCCGGCACGAUUGCGAUGAGAGACGCCCAGCACAGGAAGCGCGACGAGAAACGCCUCCAGGUCGACCUCUCGAAGCAUCAGCAGCUGCUCGUCGACAGCCAGAGGAUGAACCAAAGCCUCAAGAGGUGUCUCGGGUGGACCGAGGAGCUCAUCCGCGAGGGAAGGAGGGCCCUGGACUAUCAGGUCAGGGUCAGCGAGUUUGACGUCGACGGCCGUGUAUUACCCGAGGACGGCGAGCAGCCGUACGUCUACGACGGGGCGCAACUAUGGGACCACCCGGCCAACCACAGCCGUGGUAGUAGUGACAGCGAGGAUGGCCACUCAGACGAUGAUGCCGGCCGGGACCCUGACGAGACUAUGAAGCUGCGCAUAGAACGGCUGCGGCCUGCAGAACAAGGGACUGGUGGUAAAAGCACCCAGGAUAGAGAUAGUGGCAUAGUGCUGUCGGGCGACGGGGGUUGACGUUGGAUAGGUGACAGGAGCAACAGGAUUAGAUGGGGGGUUGUUGAUGCACUCUGCUCUUGUGGUUCUCUGUUUUCGUUUUUGUCUUCAUCGAUCACGAUGAACAACAAAUCACCACUCUUGGCUGUCGCCUGUUUCCUUUUCGUCAGUGGGCCCGGAUGCUUGUUUGUCGCGUCUGCCGUGUUCAACACGGGGACAAGUCUCGCGUUUGGCUUUUUGACUUUUGUUUUGCAACUCGGCGUUUUGAGAUUUCCGGCAGGGGCAAGAUGGUCCUGGGCUGGGUUCAGGCUUUCUGCACCCAUUUCUCUUACACGGUACCCUUAUGCGGGCUCCCUGUGCUUUCUUGGGGUUUUUUUUCUUUUUCUUUUUUUUUUUUUCCUUGUCUUUCUGGUGGUUUGAAUUUCCUCGAUUGACCAGUCACCUUGACGCCAUUUCUUUUGUAUUGUACCAUCACAGAUACCCCAAAGCAUCACACGGAUUUGGAGAGAAGAAGAGUAUCAGUGGAACUGGAAGGUACUCCAGCUUUGUUGAUACCCAACCUAGCACAAGGGAGAUGGACAAGACUGGGGAACGGUUGGCAGAUACUAUAGAAACGACAAGGGAAACGGGAAGUACCAAGGAGAGAGGUUCAAGCGAAGCCCGGGAAUGGGGCACACCAGGGCCUGACUGUGUAUGAAUAUUGCUCACUAGUCCUGCAUCAACGGCAUAUCUUGCCCAUACUGAGAGUGUU